CAUAUGGUUCCAGAUGAGAUGUGGGAAAUAAGAAAUCUGUGCUGCUGCUAGCUAACAUUUCACAGCUGCUGCCAGCGUUGGUCACGGCUGGAAAAGACGCACAAUUCCCGGCAGCAGGCCGACCGAGUUUUCAGCGUAUUUACCACUUUUAAGAGGAAAGUUCACGCUGUGGAAUUGCUGCUGGCAGCUGUUUUCGGACGUUAUUUGAAUAGCAUGUCCUCGUCUAAAUAGCUGUGCUAGAGGUCGAGGAUGGCUGCAGACGUGGAUAAAAGAACCCCCGACAAUGAGAGCAAAAUUAGGCAGAAUGGACACCAGACCUCGGUCUCUGGAUCCCGGUUCUACAGGGGGUUGUGGACCCUGCUGAUUGUGUGUGCUGUUCCCCUUCUCGCUUUUGGGAUAAAGUACUACCAAGAUGCCCAGCUCCUCAAACGUCAUGAGGAGAGCGUUCGAACCCUGGGUGCCGAGGGGCUUUUUCUCUUCUCCUCCUUAGACACCGACCAUGACCUCUAUCUCAGUCCCGAAGAGUUUAAACCAAUUGCAGAGAAGCUCACAGGGAUUACAGCCCCAGUAGAUUUGGAGGAGGAGGUGAUCCAUGAUCCUAAUGGAGAGACUUUAAUCUUAGAGGCCAAGAUGCAGCCUCUCCUGCUUGACUCUAUGACCAAAAGUAGGGAUGGAUUUCUUGGGGUUUCACACAGUUCGCUGAACGGUCUUCGCUCUUGGAGGAGUCCUGCAGUGCCUUCGUCAUCAUUUUUUGCCAGCCAAUUCAGGGUUUUCUUGCCCCCAAAGAACAAGGUGGAAGUGGGAGACGCAUGGUGGGUGAUUCCCAGCGAGCUCAACAUCUUUACUGGAUACCUGCCCAACAAUCGAUACCACCCUCCCACCCCAAAAGGAAAAGAGGUUCUCAUCCAUUCUUUACUGAGCAUAUUCCACCCUCGACCCUUCAUCAAAUCCCGUUUUGCUCCACAGGGCACAGUCGCCUGCAUCCGUGCCAGCAGUGACUUCUAUUAUGACAUUGUCUUCAGGAUUCAUGCAGAAUUCCAGCUCAAUGAUGUUCCAGACUUUCCCUUCUGGUUCACCCCAGGUCAGUUUACUGGCAACAUUAUCAUCUCUAAAGACGCUUCUCAUGUCCGCCACUUCCACCUCUAUGUCCCCAGUGACAGAUCUUUAAACGUAGACAUGGAGUGGCUUUAUGGAGCGAGUGAGAGCAGCAACAUGGAAGUGGACAUCGGAUACCUACCACAGUUAGAGCUGGAGUCCACUGGCCCCUCUACUCCCUCCAUCAUUAUGGAUGAGGAGGGAAACGUCAUCGACAGGAGGGACAGUGGCGAGCCAAUCCAGUUUGUCUUUGAAGAAAUUCACUGGAGCUCAGAAAUCAGUCUGCAAGAGGCCACACGCCGUCUGGAAGUCACCCUCUACCCUUUUAAGAAGGUGCCCUACUUGCCUUUUUCAGAGGCUUUUGAGCGAGCGACAGCAGAGGAGAAACUGGUGCACUCAAUUCUGCUCUGGGGAGCUUUAGAUGACCAAUCCUGCUGAGGUUCGGGGCGAACUCUCCGGGAGACAGUCCUGGAAAGUUCGCCCGUCCUGGCUCUGCUCAACCAGAGCUUCAUCAGCAGUUGGUCUCUAGUCAAAGAGCUGGAGGACAUGCAGGCUGAUGAGCAGAACCCUGCACUGAGUGAAAAGGCUCGCUUACACCUGGAAAACUACAACUUCCCUGUGGAGAUGAUGGUGGCUCUGCCCAAUGGAACUAUUGUCCACCACAUCAAUGCAAACUACUUCCUGGAUCAAACCUCUAUGAAACCAGAGGAGGAGGGAGCAACUUUCAGCUUUUCGGGGGGGUUUGAGGACCCAUCCACAUCCACUUACAUCAGUUUCCUUACAGAGGGGCUGGAGAAAGCUAAGGAGUACAUAGCACAGUAAUGUGUGUUUGUGUGAGUGUGACUGAGCCCGAGGCAUGCGGCUUCAGAAAGUGAUGAUUAUUCCUCUGGGUAAUGGUAAGAAAAACCCACAAUUAUGUAGAGAAGCUUUCUGGUCUGUGUUGGCAGCUGGAAAACAUUUUUGCCUUCUGUCCUCUUUGUUACUAUUUAUUUGAACUGUUCUUGGUCAAAAUGAAGUUUUAUAAACAUUUUUCUGUAUUGUGAUUAGUACAUGUUACAAAUGCCUUGCACACAGAGCAGUAAGAAAACUUUAGACCUGCUCUCUCUACUUGUAGCUGCUAAUGUAGUAGAUAAUCUAGACAGAGGCUUGCCAGGUCAUUACAGCGAAAGACAAAUCCUGCAAAGUGCAUCAUAACACAGUGUACUAUUGUGAUGCCUGUGCAAUAUUUAAUGGCUGAGUGAGUAUUCCUGCUGCUGAGUGCAGGCAGAGUCGGGGAGGUUGCUUCUGGUUGUGUUUCUGCAGUUGGUGAAGAAUUCGCCUAAAAGCUCUCUGAGCUGGGCGACGUCUGAUAUUGUUGCCGAAGCCGCUGGAGGGAACUCCCUUCUGACUCGGGAGGGGGGACAGCUUAAAGCAGCAGGAAGAAGUCAGACUUGGCUGCAGCAUAAAAAAAAGUUUAAUUCAGUUGUUUUCUUUGUUUUCAGUGUUAAAAAUGUUUUGUCUAAAUUUUCUGCCUUUGUGUCCUGUUCAAAGUAAGAUGUGGCCACACCAAAAAGCACCGUGCCAUGUCAGGCAGAUUAAUUCAUUUUAGUUAUUUGAAUUUGCUUUAUUUUUAUGAAAAUAUGGAAGCUGUUAGAUUCUUUAAUCUAAAAACAAACAUUACUGUGUAUUAAACGCCAUUUGCUUGCA
Melanotaenia boesemani (Boeseman's rainbowfish) is the source of this 2781-nucleotide messenger RNA. RefSeq names its product selenoprotein N (gene selenon). The transcript has 12 exons. The record is from RefSeq and is a predicted model, not a curated record. Gene Ontology annotation, biological process: skeletal muscle fiber development; calcium ion homeostasis. NCBI's taxonomy places the organism in Eukaryota, Metazoa, Chordata, Actinopteri, Atheriniformes, Melanotaeniidae. Gene Ontology annotation, cellular component: endoplasmic reticulum membrane.